AUGGUCAAAGAGUUUGCACUUAAUAAGUGUCUUGGCCUAACCCCUGACAGCAGUCCUGUGCCCCUUGCCAAGGUGAGCCUGGGCUCAGGGACAGGGCCGAGCCAGGCCAGUACAGAUCUGCGGAUCCAGAGUAGAAGCUCCAGAGCCCCCAGGUUGGCCAACCGAGCCGGGCGUCUGCGGCUGAGAGUAGCGCCGGAGGCGGCCCCGCGCGGCCGGGAGGUGGGCGACGGGGUGGAGUCGCGGUCUGGCAGCCUCGCGGCUCCACCUGUUGCAGCGUCUGAGCGCGCCCGCCCCAGGAGGCAGAGCUCAGGGCGGACCUGUGGUUCCCACGCCGCUCGGCCGAGCAGAGCACGUCUAGAAGGAGGCCUGGGAGACAGUCCCUACGGAACCGCGCAGAGAAGCUGGUCCACCCGCCGGAUGCCGCCAGCGCGGGGGCCGGGCAGGAGGUGGGAGUCGGCGGACGCUGCCCUGCACAGUUCCACUCCAGCCUCUAAGCCCCGGUGGGUGACUCAGGAGGCACAGGCUGAACGCGACACUGCACCUAGAACACACCACUGUGGAUCUGUCUGGGAAAGCACCUCCCAAGCCCGCUGUCAUCCGCAUCCUAGCCGUCGACGGCUGGAGAAGCGACGGCUAACGGGGCCGGGACCCCCGAGAAUCCGCUUACCCACUGGACUCCGGGGCUCCCCGACCAAUUCUAAUCCAUUCGAGUUUGUCCCAAAGAUGCGUCACGCCCCCUCCCCAAUCUGAGCAAGGGAGGGCUCGGGGUGGAAACCCGCAUCCCCCAAGCAGAAACGGACUGUGCGCCCGGUCG
Messenger RNA from Nycticebus coucang (slow loris), 814 nucleotides. RefSeq lists its product as uncharacterized. The record is from RefSeq and is a predicted model, not a curated record. Bases 1 to 750 code for a protein of 249 amino acids. The transcript is spliced from 3 exons. NCBI's taxonomy places the organism in Eukaryota, Metazoa, Chordata, Mammalia, Primates, Lorisidae.